CCAGUCACUGUUCUGACAACGCACAGUCGACAUUCGACUCGUGAACGCGAAUAUUUUCCCGCUUAUAUUUCAAAACGCGAAUUCAUUUAGUGAAAAUUCGGUUUGAUACUGAUCGCAUUUUUAAGUACAAAUAUGCCUAAGAAGAAAUAGUUAUCCAGUGUUAUAAAUCGUUUUUUAUAUAGUUACAUAUACACUGAGCUGUGGAAACGUGUUGAUGACAUUGCUACAUACAUAACAGUGCCGUUUAAAUUAAUCUGUGAUAGUAUUUGGAAAACUGUGAACUAACCGUCUGUCUAUAUAACAUUUUCGUUUAGUUUCGUGAAGUUAUUUCGCGAAACGCUGUAACAAACGUUCUUUAUGAUAGGUCCAUAUAUGAAGUGUCAACAUUUUUAUCCCAAACAUUAUGAUUUACAAAUGGAUAUUAUGAUAAGAGUGAAGUGCUGUCAAGAAACUAAAAAUCCAAAGUGACGAAGUGUUUUGGUGUCUGUUUUGCUGCGUUCCGUUACUUAUGCUUUUCUCAUUAAACACUACAAACAAAAUGUCGGAUAAAACGUCAUCGUCUCUCGGUCCUAGAAGUAUCGAGACGAUUUCGGAGGAGGACGGUGAGUCGCCGUGGGAGAGAUUACUGGGAGAUGUUAAGGCUGUUCCAACUAUUAUAAAAACGAAUGCGUCAAGCACAACUAUUUGUAAGAGCGGUGACGAGGUGGCCAUACCAUCGGUUGGCGAUCUUGAAGCCAAUAAACUGACGCGGUCCAAGAGCCUCAAUCAAAGAAGAAACAGCAGUGGCCUUCUCAGUACAAUCCCUCGACAACUUCGACUUUCUCUCCGAGGCGUGCGUAGUGAACCUUCCAGUGUCAAAGAUGUACCGACAACUAGAAACGAUAGUGCUCUAAAUCUUUUUCUUCGAUACCGUCAAGCCCGCUAUGCAGCGAGACGCGUCCGUAAGCGCGUCAUCUUCAAACACGGAGACUGCAACGUCGUCCAAUGGAACGUCGCCAAGCGCAGACGCCGGUACCUUCAGGACAUAUUCACAACCCUCGUUGACGCACAAUGGCGCUGGACGCUGCUGGUGUUCGCUCUCUCCUUUAUCCUGUCUUGGCUGCUGUUCGCGCUUAUCUGGUGGCUGAUCAUCUUCACCCACGGGGAUCUUACCCCCCCGACUAAUAGCAACGAGACCUUUACCCCUUGCCUUAACAAUGUUAAUUCCUUCACCGGUUGCUUCCUCUUCUCUGUUGAAACCCAGCACACUAUUGGAUACGGAUCAAGAACCACUAAUGAGGAAUGUCCGGAGGCUAUUUUCGUUAUGUGUAUCCAGAGUAUUGUUGGAGUCUUUAUUCAAGCUUUCAUGGUAGGAAUCGUGUUCGCAAAAUUAUCUAGACCAAAAAAACGAGCUCAGACCCUGCUCUACUCCCGUAAUGCGGUCAUAUGCCUCCGAGACGGCCAACUUUGUCUCAUGUUCCGUGUUGGUGAUAUGAGGAAAUCUCAUAUAGUUGAAGCACAUAUUAGAGCGCAAUUAAUUCGCCGCAAGACAACAAGAGAAGGAGAGCUGCUGCCUUUUUAUCAGCAAGAGUUGAAGGUUGGUGCUGACGGUGAAGAAGAUAGGCUUAUGUUCAUCUGGCCUAUGACCAUAGUGCACAAAAUCAAUGAGCGUUCACCGCUGUAUAACUUAUCAGCCUCUGAUAUGUUGAAGGAGAAAUUUGAGAUCGUUGUUAUGUUGGAGGGUGUCAUAGAGUCGACUGGUAUGACAACUCAAGCUAGGAGCAGCUAUUUACCAUCCGAAAUCCUAUGGGGUCAUCGAUUUGAGACUAUGGUAUCAUUUAGGAAGGAAACCGGAGAGUAUGAGGUCGACUACACUCGCUUCAAUAACACCUACGAGGUCGACACGCCGCUAUGUUCUUCUAAACAGUUGGACGAAUUGCGCGCUACCGUAUCAACUUCACAGAAAUUAGAUCGUUUGUUAGGAACAAUACCAAAAACAUUCUCUAACGACACUUUAGACAUGAGCUCAGUGGAUUCCAUGUCUUUGGACGAACACAUAGAGAUAAAAAUACCAGAGGCCAGAGUUAGAGAGAAUCGUCUGAUGGCACAGAACAAUUUCAUACAGCAUAUAAAUGAAAAGUCGAGGAACAUUAGUCACACACAUCUAGCCGUUGAAAAUGAAAUUCCAAAGAACCAUUCUGUUAUAGCUAUGAAUAAUGUUAGAGAUAAGGAACACAUGAAUAGAAGUCAGAGUCAUUCUAAUAUGAAGAAAAUGCACGCGUCCACCAACGGCAUCACACCUAUGAUGAACGGUCACGAUAAGGUUGAAGCCAAAAUUAAAAAAUCCCCCAGCGACCACAAUAUGGAUAAGGUUCCAGUGAUACCCAUCCUAGUAACGUCCGCGGACAGUGAGGCUUGACGUUCAAAACAUCGAGUUCGAUUCAUUGAUUUACGUUGAAGUAGAUUUGUGAUAUCAUUCUAUAUAAAUAAGAAUUCAAAGUGUCCACGGAAACACGUCUUAAAAUACAGUCGCCCUUAACGUUUUUUAAAAGUUUCUCUCCUGGCGUCCGGCCAGAGUUUCCUAGAAUAACAACAAUUUACGUCUGAUAUAUCUUUAUCUAGAACCGUUCUUUGUUAUAUUACGAAAUUAACAAUUAUAUUAUAAAACACGUGAAACGUGAGCAAAAGUUCUAUACAAUGUUUCUAAACUUUUACACAAUAAAACAUUCCCAUUAACAACAUCCGAACGUCAAGUUUUCUUAUUUUCUAUCGAAUAUUUAUGCUUUUUUUAUAUGUAUUAGUAGAAUUUUAAUCGUCUCCGUACUUCGUCUGCUUCAACAGCUAGUGAUUACGAAACAGGGUUGUAUUUAAACCGAAUAUUUAUUGAAAUUUUCUAGUUGAAUUGGAAACGGUAAGUAGGUAUUGCCGGUGUCAAAAAAAAAAAUAACUUUUAGUGAAUUUUAUGAAAUACAAAGAUGUACUGUCUACAUUCAUUUUUUUUCUACGCUAUUAUCGGAUAUUCUUACUUUAUUUGAGCCUCUAACAUUAUAUCUUUCUGAACAUUGGAUAUUUAUAUCAAGCGACUAAAAUUAAAUUAAUUAAUUGUUACAACGAACUUUCGACUAAAAUUAACACUGAAAUUUAUAUUUAACAGUUGCAUUAUGUGUUGUGUAACUUUUAAAUGCUUUAUUAUCAUCACCUUGGCAGGGCCCCUGUGAAAUUUUUUGUACAAAAGGUUGUACACGUUUGUACAAAAGGUUGUACACGUUUGUACAAAAGGUUGUACACGUUUGUACAAAAGUUUGUACACAUAUAUUCGAGUGUGUACGUAUUGGGUGAAAUAUAUUAUAUUUUGUCCAAUUACGUAUAAAGUUGUGAUAAUUAAUUAAAAAAAAAUCGUCUUUAUGUUACGUUCAUUAGGAUUAGAGAAAAAUCCGUGUUUUUUUAAAUUUUAAUAUACAAUAAUUUGAAAAACUAUUUUAAAAUCAGGAAAUAUCCUUACUCAGGAUAUCGUUUUAUCAGCUUUUUAACUUUAUACAAACAUAUUGUAAUUGACUUGUCUUCCUGUUAGAUGCUUUUAUAAGUAUUUUUAACCGACCAUAGUUAAAAAUGAGAGGGCCAAAAAAUUUUAAAAGAAAAUUUAUAUAAAUUCGUUUGUAUUAGAAAUGUUUUCAGUGUCUUUAUGUAAUAUAUUGUAAAAUUAUUUACAUUGAAUGUAAGAAAAAAAGGGAUAAUGGAACUCUAAGGUCCAAAAUUUCUUUGAACAUGGCUGUUAUUAUAAGUAUUACUUUGAAGGAUGAAGUCAGGGGCCUCAACGGCGCGGGCGUCCGAGUAUUUAGUCAAAUAAAAAGCUUUUAAUCUCGCUCAUGAUUUAUGCGUAUUAGAAAAUAAAAAAAAAAUAUGCUAAUUGAAAAACUCAUAA
Messenger RNA from Danaus plexippus (monarch butterfly), 3901 nucleotides. Its product is annotated as G protein-activated inward rectifier potassium channel 3. The record is from RefSeq and is a predicted model, not a curated record. Gene Ontology annotation, cellular component: plasma membrane. Lineage: Eukaryota; Metazoa; Arthropoda; Insecta; Lepidoptera; Nymphalidae. Gene Ontology annotation, molecular function: inward rectifier potassium channel activity. Gene Ontology annotation, biological process: potassium ion import across plasma membrane; regulation of monoatomic ion transmembrane transport. The transcript has 9 exons. Bases 509 to 2398 code for a protein of 629 amino acids.